GCAGAACAUGUACAAAGCUCAGAUGAGGAAGAAACGACCAGAGAUGGAGCGGAGGAAGAGGAGGGAGCGACGAUGUGGAGAGGAAGAGGAGGAGAAAAGAAGAGACGUUAAAAAACUGCAGAUUGAUCACGAAGCGAAAGAAGAACUGGAAGAAAAUUAGAAAAAAUAUUUUAUUUAGCAAGAAUUAGAAGCAAGCAGCUCUUCUUUCAUCAGCACAGAAAAGGAUGAAGGUAUGAGGAUGACUCCAAAUGCUCAGGAGUCCGUCAGGUGCGGCGCGUCGUCCUGCAGCUGCGCCUGUUUUAAACCCGGAAAGGUCAAACUCAGGUCAUGUGAUCACUGUGGACACGGCUGGGUGGAGCACGCUCUGGAGAAGGUCCAGGCCCGGCCGGCGUCCGGCUCCGGCCCGGUGGAGGUGGCCCUGCCGGGGCCGGUGUUUGACCUGAGCUCCCUGGUUCUGUUCGGAGCUCAGGCCGUUCCCGUCCAGCUGAAGAUCUUACUGGACCGACUCUACAGCGUCCUGCCUCCAGAGCAGGUGGGUCAGAUUCUGAACAGUCUGGGCUGGAGUUUGGGUGAUUACGUCCGAGGAUACAUGCUGCAGCGUCCUGAUGGGGGCGUGUUGGAGCGCUGGGAUGCGGCCACGCCCCGGGAGCAGCUGCUGCUCCUCAGACAGUUCCUGCGCUUCGGAGAGACUCGGCCCAUAGUGGAGGUGAUGAUCCUGCAGCACCUGGAGGGUGAAGAGAUCCCGCCUGACCAGCAGCCAAACGCUCCGGUGAAAAACAUCCAGUCGGGUUGGAAUAACGGAGCGUCCGGUUUGAGACUCGGUUCUCUGAGAGACGGCCAGCUGGCGGAGAGCAACGCCGCCUCAGGAAACGGCCCAGCAGGACAGUCAGUGCUCCUGCCUUUCCAUUUUCCACAAUCAGGCAUCUACCGUUCAGCAAAGGAAACAUUUCCUUCCACUGAGCUGCAAAACGUCCUGCAGGAUUUCAGGAAGAACAAACUGGUUCAGAAACACGACAGACAUCGAUGUGAGGAAGACGACGACUCUGAACGGCAGAGAUCAGAACCGGCCUUGGCCAUAAAAACCGACCCGGACAAGUCAAAUCCGUCACCGUGGCAACAGAACCCCAUCCUCCACCAGGACCGGGUUUUCCUCCAGAAGAGAUUCCUUUCUUCCUCUUCCUUCAACUUCUCACUUCCUCCUUCCUCCCUGGUGUGUUCUCCACUCCCCUCCUCUUCCUCCUCUCGCCUCCAACCUCCUCCAACGCUUCCCUCCUUCUCCUCCUCUUUCCUAAGACCUCUUCGCUCCUUUUCUUCCCCUCUCCUCCCUGUUACGUCGCCGUGUUCGUCCCUCCAUCCUCUCCCGUCUUCCCUUUGCUCCUUCCCUUCCCUCCUGGCCGCUGGGGGUCGGAAGGGCAGGGUCAGCUGUGGCGUCUGUGGGAAAAGCUUCUAUGACAAAGGAACCCUGAAGAUCCACUACAACGCCGUCCACCUGAAGAUCAAACACCGCUGCACCGUUCUGGGCUGCGCCAUGGUGUUCAGCUCCCUGCGCAGCCGCAACCGGCACAGCGCCAACCCGAACCCGCGGCUGCACACGGCCGGCAGCAGAGAGUCUCAGCCGUACCGAAACACGCUGAGUGGACAGAGCGGCGUUCACGCUCCAACGCAGAGACACCAAGAGAAACAGGAAACACAGGGAAGCAGGAACCAUGAUUCCUCUCACAGCCCGCCUCAGGAAGCCGCCUCCCCCGCUCCGCCUCUCAUCCCUCCAGCUCCACCCUCAGGGGGCAUCUGGCCCUCAGGGGGCUCCCCGUCUUCACUUACCAACCUGCAGACUGGUCAGCAGUGGUGGCAGGGGAAUCAGUCCUUACCGCAGAAGAAGAAACCAAGGAAGUCGAGCAUGCCACUGAAAAUAGAAAGAGAGACGACUCAAAAGCAGCAAACAUGAAGGCGAGAGCUGAAAGACUCUGAAAUAUUGUUUACAUUAAUAAAAAACGGAGCAGGAGCUUCAGUUUGUUGCAGCUUUGAAAUGAUUCUGAAUUCACACAUUUUUGCACGUUUACAAAUAUGUCGUACUUUGUGUCCACUGGCUGUUUACCUGUAAUUAUUCAAUGAUAAACUUCAUAUAUCACACCUGAAGCUCAUUUUAUAAACCUUUCAACAAAAAAACACCAACUGCUAACUUAAUACUAAGUUUUAAAUUUAGGAUUUAAUGAGAAGUGAAAGAGCAUAGAAUCAUCUUUAUACUUUAUUGUUGUUACCAUGGCUACCAUCUGAUUCUGUGAGUUUGUUCACAAAUGCAUCAGCAAAUAAAACCUAAUUAUCAGUGA
This is a messenger RNA of Xiphophorus hellerii (green swordtail), 2327 nucleotides long. Its product is annotated as zinc finger protein basonuclin-2-like. Lineage: Eukaryota; Metazoa; Chordata; Actinopteri; Cyprinodontiformes; Poeciliidae. The transcript has 8 exons. The record is from RefSeq and is a predicted model, not a curated record. Gene Ontology annotation, cellular component: nucleus. Gene Ontology annotation, biological process: regulation of DNA-templated transcription. The coding region runs from base 233 to 1945 and encodes 570 amino acids.